Molecule: messenger RNA, 570 nt
Organism: Maudiozyma barnettii
Lineage: Eukaryota; Fungi; Ascomycota; Saccharomycetes; Saccharomycetales; Saccharomycetaceae
Gene: MDG1
Product: Mdg1p
Exons: 1
Coding region: 1-570 (189 amino acids)
Biological process (GO): signal transduction
Cellular component (GO): nucleus; cytoplasm; nucleotide-activated protein kinase complex
Molecular function (GO): protein kinase binding
Source: RefSeq, a predicted model, not a curated record
AUGCAGACCAUCUAUUAUUCCUUCCAAUGGCCAUAUAAUUUGAUUCAGCGAACUCCUCAAACUGUGUCAGUAUUUGGAUCCUUUGAUAAUUGGGUAAAGCAGCAUCCUAUGUCGUUAAAUGAAGACGCUAGAAAAUAUGAAGUAGUGAUCCCUUUGCAUUAUAAGACUGAACGAAUCCAUUUCAAAUAUAUUGUUGAUGGUAAAUGGACUACGAGUGAUAUUUAUCCGACAGAUCUGGACGAGCACGGAAAUAAGAACAAUUAUAUCACUAAAGAACAAGCUUUACAGGACGGUAAGACCAAGAAGAUCAAAGUGGCGCGUAAGUAUAGGAGAAACAAAGAGACCGGAGAGAAAGUGUUGCUCUCCAAGGAACUUUUAGAAUUGGAUGCUAAUGAUAAGUUGGUGAGAGUCAUUGAAACUAUCGAUUACCCAAGUCGUGAUGCUAGUGAGAACAACAGUAUGCAUGAAGAAGGAACGAUCACACCAGAUAUCAUUGAAGAGAUGAAACCGUCAUUAUUUGAAAUAAAAGAGGACACAGACUCCACUGAUAAGGUGGCAGACGAUAAUUGA